GCCAGACCUCAUGUUUCUUUGAUUACCCGACAAAAAUUGUUGGAGUUUGGCUGGAAUGUGCCACCUCACCCACCGUAUUCACCAGACAUUGCACCUUCAGACUUUCACUUAUUUAGAUCUUUGCAAAAUUCUCUUAGCGGCAAGAACUUCAACUCUUUGAUCGACAUAAAAAACCACCUUGAGGAGUUUUUCGCCGAGAAACCUAAGAAGUUCUGGGAGAAUGGAAUCUUCCAGUUGCGUGAAAGAUGGACAAAGGUUGUGAAACAAAACGGUGCA
Molecule: messenger RNA, 276 nt
Organism: Ooceraea biroi (clonal raider ant)
Lineage: Eukaryota; Metazoa; Arthropoda; Insecta; Hymenoptera; Formicidae
Product: histone-lysine N-methyltransferase SETMAR-like
Biological process (GO): DNA integration; double-strand break repair via nonhomologous end joining; DNA double-strand break processing
Cellular component (GO): nucleus; site of double-strand break; condensed chromosome
Molecular function (GO): histone H3K4 methyltransferase activity; single-stranded DNA binding; histone H3K36 methyltransferase activity
Source: RefSeq, a predicted model, not a curated record